Molecule: messenger RNA, 438 nt
Organism: Kwoniella botswanensis
Lineage: Eukaryota; Fungi; Basidiomycota; Tremellomycetes; Tremellales; Cryptococcaceae
Exons: 3
Coding region: 1-438 (145 amino acids)
Source: RefSeq, a predicted model, not a curated record
AUGUACCAUAUCAUUAGAUGUAGUAGUAUUGACGAGAUCCUUUACCCGUGGCUGAUCUUCUUGCUACCACCGACCUUCGCAUUACAGCGAUCAUCGCCCAUAGUGGGAUAUACCGGACGAUACCUCAGCAGACCUACUCUACUGGCGAGCCCGAAAGAAAGAAUGAAUAUCUAUUUUGAGGCAGUCAGGGUUAUCAAUCUCUAUUCUCGAGGUAGACCCCCUCAACCAGCUCGAUGGGGAAAAAUUUUAUCUGAUCUACCUAAUGUCGAAAGUAUAUCCCGAGGAGAUAACACCCUGUAUCGCUCUACCGAAAGUGGAACAGCCAAUUACGAAUGCGAGUAUAAGGAUACCAUCGUACUUGGUGAGCCUCAUCCGAGACUACGUUAUCCCAAUUUUCAUACCCAAGGAGUGGAUUCUUCGACCGAUCCUCCAUGUUAG